CUUUCACCUAGUAAAUGAAGUUUUUAAAUUUUCCAGCGACAUGUGUCAAAAUAAGGGUUUCUAAAGUUUGUAAAGCGGAUAGUAUUGUGAAAAUCGAGCAAAUUGUUAGAAUAGGCAAAAUUUUGGAAAAGCUUUAGCACUCAUGGCUGACGAAAAUCCCACCGAUUCACAAACUCCGGAAAAACCUAGUAACUCCGCUGAAAAGGAGUUGCCUGAUGAAGAUGAAGAAGGAAGCAAGAACCCAAAGAAAAUCAGCAUUACUGUGAAGUCACAAAAACAAAAAGAGAUAUUUGAAGUUGAUGAAUCUCUAGACGUAAAGUCUUUCAAGGAACUAAUCUCACCGAAAUUUAACGCUGAACCGACCCGAUUAAAUUUGAUUUUUGCUGGAAAAAUAUUAAAAGAUCAUGAUACUUUACUGCAGCAUAAUAUUCGAGAUGGAUUAACUGUUCAUUUGGUAGUUAAGACAGUUCCAGUGCAGAGUUCAUCGACACGGCCUCAGGGUGAUGGUGCUCAAGCAUCUUUUGGCAACUUGGGUGGUUUAGUAGGGUUAAGUUCCAUGGGAAUGAAUUCUGGAAAUUUGGUUGAGAUACAGCAACGUCUACAAAGAGAAAUCCAAAGCAAUCCAUCUCUUCUGCAGUUUUAUUUAGACAAUCCAUUAACUCAAAGUUUGAUGAGUGAUCCUGAACGUAUGAGAACACUGAUAACUAGCAACCCACAAAUGCAAGAGUUAUUAGAACGAAACCCUGAAAUUAAUCACAUGCUUAAUAAUCCAGAAGUUUUACGACAGACAAUGGAAUUAGUUCGAAAUCCAUCUGUAUAUCAAGAGCUGCUCAGAAGCAAUGAUCGUGCAAUGGCUAAUCUAGAAAGCAUUCCAGGAGGAUAUAAUGCACUACAAAGAAUGUAUCGAGAUAUUCAAGAACCUAUGCUGACCAGUUUAACUGAACAAUUCACACAAAAUCCAUUUGCAGGACUCGCUGAAAAUACUGGCUCAAAUCAGCAGAACAGUCGUUCAGUACCAAAUCCAUGGACUAGCCAGGCCAACUCUGGCUCUCAAAAUAGAUCAAUGGCUAGCGUUAUGCAGCAGAUGCUCGAAAAUUCGGAUUUAAUGCAAAAUAUGUUGUCAGCACCAUACACACAGUCCAUGUUAGCAGCUCUCUCGGCUGAUCCAAAUAUGGCAAAUACUCUACUUCAGGAAAAUCCUCUUUUAGCAGGAAACCCAGCUCUACAAGAACAGAUUCGAAAUAUGAUGCCACAAUUUUUGCAGCAGUUGCAGAAUCCUGAUAUGCAAAAUGUUUUAACAAAUCCACAGGCACUUAACGCAAUUAUGCAAAUACAGCAGGGCAUGGAAACGUUGAGACAAACAGCACCAAAUUUGCUAAAUCCUCCCACAAAUCCUACCACAACAGCUGAACCAGUGACUAGUACUACUACAACCACUACUACAGCAGGGACUACUCCAAGUACAACGCCAUCAACAGACACCUUUGCCGAAUUUAUGGCUCGCAUGGUAGCUGGUAUGAAUCAGCAGCAAAAUUUACCACCAGAACAGCAAUAUCAAGCUCAGUUGGAGCAAUUAAUGGCCAUGGGGUUCACUAACAGAGAAGCUAAUUUGCAGGCUCUGGUAGCAACGUUUGGCGAUGUUUCAGCUGCAAUUGAGAGACUGCUACUUUCAGAUACAUGAAGGAUGUUGUGAAUGGCGAGAGGGUUGAACUCUUGACAUCAUGUGUUUUGUAUGUGUAAUGUUACAUUUAUUAUGUGGAAGUUUUUAAUAAAUACACAUUUAUUAGGUGGUAA
Messenger RNA from Zophobas morio, 1794 nucleotides. Its product is annotated as ubiquilin-1-like. The transcript has 2 exons. Gene Ontology annotation, cellular component: cytosol. The record is from RefSeq and is a predicted model, not a curated record. Gene Ontology annotation, biological process: ubiquitin-dependent protein catabolic process. NCBI's taxonomy places the organism in Eukaryota, Metazoa, Arthropoda, Insecta, Coleoptera, Tenebrionidae. Gene Ontology annotation, molecular function: polyubiquitin modification-dependent protein binding. The coding region runs from base 143 to 1681 and encodes 512 amino acids.